Oryzias melastigma (Indian medaka) is the source of this 3640-nucleotide messenger RNA. RefSeq names its product cyclin D1 (gene ccnd1). Bases 270 to 1148 code for a protein of 292 amino acids. NCBI's taxonomy places the organism in Eukaryota, Metazoa, Chordata, Actinopteri, Beloniformes, Adrianichthyidae. Gene Ontology annotation, cellular component: nucleus; cytoplasm; cyclin-dependent protein kinase holoenzyme complex. Gene Ontology annotation, biological process: positive regulation of G1/S transition of mitotic cell cycle; mitotic cell cycle phase transition; regulation of cyclin-dependent protein serine/threonine kinase activity. Gene Ontology annotation, molecular function: cyclin-dependent protein serine/threonine kinase regulator activity. The transcript has 5 exons. The record is from RefSeq and is a predicted model, not a curated record.
CACCGCGCGCAUCCACCAUUUCUCUCCCCGCGCGCUCUAGCUACAACAAAACUUUGUGUACGCGUGUGUUCGUGGUCGCGCACGCCACGCGCGCACGGAUUGGGGGUUUUGUCUCCGGGAGCAGAGAGGUCUGGCCCUCAGAGGGCUCGCGCGACAGAAGGGGCAACACCACGCGGCACAACAAGCGACGCAGAAAGUUGGUGGCGCGCAGCCUCCAGACGCGGUAACACGGCCCGGACGCCCGGCGGACACGCUCUCGCCCCGCUACCAUGGAGGAGCAGCUGCUGUGCUGCGAAGUGGACUCCGUCCGGAGAGCCCACCAGGACGUCAACCUGCUGAACGCGCGGGUGCUGCAGACCAUGCUGAAGGCGGAGGAGAACUACCUGCCGGCGCCAAACUACUUCAAGUGUGUCCAGAAAGACGUGGUUCCCAACAUGAGGAAGAUCCUGGCCACCUGGAUGUUAGAGGUCUGUGAGGAACAGAAGUGCGAGGAGGAGGUUUUUCCGUUGGCAAUGAACUAUUUGGACAGAUUUUUAUCAGUGGAGCCCACCAGGAAAACCCGACUGCAACUGCUUGGAGCAACAUGCAUGUUUCUGGCAUCUAAGAUGAAGGAGACUGUACCAUUAACUGCAGAGAAACUCUGUAUCUACACAGACAACUCAGUCCAACCUGGAGAACUGCUGCAAAUGGAGCUGCUGGUUCUCAGCAAGCUGAAAUGGGAUCUGGCAUCUGUCACACCUCAUGACUUCAUUGAGCACUUCCUGUCCAAGCUGACAAUCCACACAUCGACAAAGCAGAUCCUCAGGAAACACGCCCAGACCUUCGUUGCUCUCUGCGCUACAGAUGUGAACUUUAUAGCCAGUCCUCCUUCCAUGGUGGCAGCCGGCAGUGUGGUGGCAGCGGUUCAAGGACUCUACUUGAAGAGCCAGGAUGCCUCCUUGUCCUCCCAGAACCUGACCAACUUCCUGUCUCAGGUCAUCCGCAGUGACCCGGACUGUUUGCGGUCGUGUCAGGAGCAGAUCGAGUCUCUGCUGGAGUCUAGCCUGCGGCAGGCGCAGCAGCACGGCAGCAUGACGGAAGCCAAGCGUGUGGACGAAGAGGUGGACCUGUCCUGCACGCCGACAGAUGUGCGGGACAUCAACAUUUGAGAUGAUGACCAGCAUGUUGUAAUCCCACUAUAAGGAGAACUCUGUAAGAAGAUGAGCUGAUGGGCAAGCAAAGAAGAGGUGGUCUGAGUACUGCCUCCCUUCCUCUUUCCCUUGGUUGCCUGGUGGGCAGCUGCUUCAACAGAUGUCACUCACUUUGUCCACCACGGCGUGCCCCGCUUGCCACCCAGAACACCUCAGAUCACAUUAUUGCCAUAGUCCCCUCCAGUCCUGGACAAAGACCAGAACACUAGAAAUGGCGCAGAGAGAAAUGCGCACCGGUGACCUGUGUGGGCAGGAGGUAAAGCCACACAAAGGGAUUCUUUUGGUCCUUAUCCCCCAUUUUAAACUAGGAAUCUUUGAAUUGCUAUGGACUGAACUUGCCUACUAAAGAAUACCAGACUUUGGUGUUCAGUCGGCCUUCAUAGUCUGUCCACUUGAAACUCAACAUUUAUCAAAGCAAAGAUGCUGUUUUGAUCCCGUUUCUCUUGUUUAGCAUGAUAUAGGCAAUUUCUAAGUCCCCAUGUUUGUCUAGUGCAGGUAUCCUUUACCCCAUGCUUGUUUAUGUUUAGUCACUUUAUCAUAAUAUUUAGCCUUAUACCUCUUGUUCUAAGAUUUUGGGUAGUUUUUGAAACCCAUCUGAGUGAAGUUGUUUUUGUUGCCCUGCAGACUGUGCUGCCUGUGUGGACAAACACAAAUCUUUCUUUAUUCCUUGAUUCAUUUCACCCAUUUCAGCUUGCAGCAAUUGAUCAAAUCAAGUCAGUGCAUUCGCGAGCAGAGAGAGCUGUCCAGACUCUUAUGAUUCUUCUUUUGUGUAGUUAGAUCUAACACCAUUCCAAUGUAUUUUUUCAAGAAAGAAGCACUUUUGGUCAGCCAUGCUGGCUCAACUGAAAAAAAUCACAGUGGUAGAGUUUGUAAAGGAACCUGAGGUUGUACUACAGUCUUAUGGGGAUGCAGUGGUCAAGCAGCUGGGUCAGGUUCAUCAAAUGGGACAAAGAAUUGAGCAGUGUUGUGGACAGACUUGUUUUUCUGUCUGUGGCAGCAGCCUUCCUGUUCUGCUAGUUUGACUUGUGCAGUGUUUGUUCAGGCAGAGCCGCCCUGAGCUUUUCACAGCUUCACCACCACUGCAGCAUGUAGAGCCAAAGGCUAAAUCUUAGGAGGUAAAAGGACUAUUUUUAUAGCUAAAGUAAUGCUUUAUUUUCCAUAUCGUAAAACCUAUUUAUUUUUGCAACUUUCAAUUGUGGCUCCGCCCACUCGUACAGAUGUUUGCCAAUGAAACGCUGUAAACCGUAAGCUUGAGAUGACCUCUGAACCACCAGGACAGCAUCCCUCCAUACUCAUCCUCACUUCUAAUACUUCUCAUGGAUCAAGUUGAAGAAAGAGAAGCAAUGAGAAUAUGAGAUGAUUUUUGCACAAACCAUAAGGAUGUGGGCGGGGCUUCUUGUGGACUUCCCUUAAAAAAACAAGGGAAGAGCAUAGUGGGCAACAGUACUAAGUGUCAAAAAUGUAACAAAGAGGAGAAAGGCUCAUCAGAAACUGUGCUUCAGUCACGUAAAGGGGAGGUAUUUGUGCUCAGAUGGACAUUCUCUUCGUAAGGAAUGAGCCAGCGUCUGAGUCCGGCUGUGUAGGAUCCUUUAAAAGUAGGUUUCUGAUUAUACACUAAGAAUAGAACGUAGGAGAGAAACACUCCUUGUAUUUUGCUGCUAUAGAAGAUACAUUUGAGCUAUGUGUUUAAAGACAAAAAUAAAAAUACAAAAAACAGAUAUGAAAUUAAAACAAUGCUUUUUUCUGUUGUUUGCUGCUAUUUUUUAUAUGUUUAAAUGUACUGCCAUGCUAGGUCUGAAUUUUCUAAUAGAAAGUUGUUAUUGGUGUCACCAUUUGUUAUAUGUAGACUCUGUGAUCUUUUGUUUGUAAUUAUCUAAUGUGAUUUUUUUUUCAAAACUAUUCCAAAUACAAGGAAGAUUUGACAAUGUACAGAAAUGCUUUGAUUUACAAUACCUCAUGUGACAGUCAUGAUCUCUGAUUUUUUUAGUUGUGUGUGUGUGUGUGUGUGUGUGUGUUUCAUUGUACUCGCUGGUUCAGUGCUCGCCAGCUUUUGUAGGUGAAGCAUCUGGGAUGGAAACCAGCGUGUCCAGGCCGUGCGUUGUAACUGGUGCCAUUACAGAAAAUGAGAUGUGUAUAACUCUGUUGAGUGUUAAGCUGUCUCGAUAAAAGAGACUUUAUCUCCCCUCUAGGCCCUACCGGCCUCUCUUCCUCCCCCUUUUUAUAUUUAUAAAGAGAAAAAAAGACUGCUCCAAUUUUUCAAACUUCCUGUGAGUGGAUUUGAGUUUGUAAAUAGCCUCAGUCUCAUGUUCGGUAAGCCAUAGAUCAUUCUUUUGCUGUGUUCACAGAUCAUUCCAAACAGACCUUUCAUGUCAGCUGUCUGCACCCAGAAUAAUGUAUUCAUCUUUGUGUUGACGACACAAUAAAAACAUGAGUUAGGAUGCGUCUGGAAA